GGAUAUUGGAAUUGGGUUUUGCACACAAUCAGCUAGCCUAAAUAAAAUGCCAGAUAGCUCGUGGGGUUAUAAUGGUUAUAAUGGAAAUUUAUUUUUUAACUCUGAUGGCAAGCCAUAUGGAUCAAAAUUUAUGGCUGGUGAUACUAUUGGAUGUAGUGUGAACUUUAGAAAUAAUACGGUACUUUAUACCAGAAACGGAGUGAAUCUUGGUAGCUAA
Molecule: messenger RNA, 217 nt
Organism: Funneliformis geosporum
Lineage: Eukaryota; Fungi; Glomeromycota; Glomeromycetes; Glomerales; Glomeraceae
Source: the annotation of a GenBank genome assembly